Messenger RNA from Peromyscus leucopus (white-footed mouse), 641 nucleotides. Its product is annotated as carbonyl reductase [NADPH] 3-like. Gene Ontology annotation, molecular function: carbonyl reductase (NADPH) activity. Bases 165 to 626 code for a protein of 153 amino acids. NCBI's taxonomy places the organism in Eukaryota, Metazoa, Chordata, Mammalia, Rodentia, Cricetidae. The record is from RefSeq and is a predicted model, not a curated record. The transcript is spliced from 2 exons.
UCUACUGAGUUGUGCCAAGGGCAGUGCCCAAAACUGCUCAAGUGCCUGGGCCAAAGGUCCCCAGGCACACGAUGCUACAGUCUCUCAAGUCCAACAACAUCUUAGUAGCCGGGAGUCAGCUGAGGUAGUUCUUCUGGAAGGUGUCUCUCACUGUCCACUCAACUAUGUCGUCUCGCAAUCAGGUAGCUCUGGUGACCGGGGGUAACAGGGGCAUCGGCUUCGCCAUCACACGUGACCUCUGUCGGAAGUUCUCGGGGGACGUGGUGCUCACGGCGCGGGACGAGGCGCGGGGCAGGCGCGUGCAGCAGCUGCAGGCGGAGGGUCUGAGCCCGCGCUUCCACCAGCUGGACAUCGAUGACCCGCAGAGCAUCCGCGCCCUGCGCGACUUUCUGCUUGAGGAGUACGGGGGACUGGACGUGCUGGUCAACAACGCAGGCAUUAGCACCUGGCCCAAGAAUAAGCCACCAAGAAGAGAUGACAUCUUCAAGGACACCCAGCCAGGCACUGAUCUGACCCACUUUUACAUUCAAGCAGAAGCAGCAAUGAAAACAAACUUUUUUGGUACCCGGGCUGUCUGCAUGGAGCUACUCCCCCUAAUAAAACCCCAUGGUGAGUCUGGUAGGUGAUCUGCUCUGAGAUCA